Messenger RNA from Phytophthora megakarya, 534 nucleotides. Lineage: Eukaryota; Oomycota; Peronosporomycetes; Peronosporales; Peronosporaceae. The record is from the annotation of a GenBank genome assembly.
AUGCUUCAGUUGUUGGUUCAAAUCGGCCACAGUGUCUUCGUGAGGAUCGAGCGGAUCCGGCAAGCACAAGAUGAAGAGUCGUGGAACUUGGGUCUGAAGAAAUAUUUUAGAUCCGGACUGACGCUAUUGAAGCGGAAGGCCAUCGAUCGCCUGAGGAAAUGGAGUUAUCAUGAGCUAGCGCAUGUCAAGAGAGACUGGAAUGGAAGUGCUAACAGUCUGGCGAGUGCCGCUUUGCAACGACAAGGCGGGAUCGAGGUCCAGAGGAUGCCCGGGUACCAGGAUCUGGUCCCACGGAACCGGACUGAGAACCCAGUGGUGAGAGUAGCAGCGGUGACAACUCGAGCUGCUCGAGUAAGACCACCCGCGGGUGUCAUGCAAGAGGAUCUGAUCCGGGAGAGGCGGGUCGAUCGGAUCAAGCAGGCCCAGGAGGAGGAAGUCUGGAUCGCAGGCAUGAAGAAGUACCUGAGUGGGUCGAUCGCAGAUCUCACACAAGCGGAAACGAGAUCGCACGGCAAGAUCGCAGCCGAUUACUAG